Molecule: messenger RNA, 1493 nt
Organism: Lotus japonicus
Lineage: Eukaryota; Viridiplantae; Streptophyta; Magnoliopsida; Fabales; Fabaceae
Product: epimerase family protein SDR39U1 homolog, chloroplastic
Exons: 13
Coding region: 137-1186 (349 amino acids)
Source: RefSeq, a predicted model, not a curated record
AUGGUGGUUGCUGUGGCUCCAAAUUAAACACGAAACCAAACCAAACCAUAAAUACAAGAAUAGUUUACUUUCACACACUUCCCUUCGUUGCUGAAAAGUAAUCUUCUUGCAUAUUCUGUUCACAUCAAUCUCAGCUAUGGAAACCUUUGGAGCCACAGCACUGACGAGUUCUCACACUGUGUGCCCUUCUCUUCACCUUCCUCGACCACUCUCGACCAGGGAGGGAAGGAGCUUCAGGGUUUGGUGUUCCUCUGAUCAAAGUUCCAUGGGAAAUCAAAUGAUCAUAUCUGUAACUGGAGCAACAGGUUUUAUAGGUAGAAGGUUGGUGCAAAAGCUGCACGCAGAAAAUCACGGUGUUCAUGUCUUGACACGCUCUAAAUCUAAAGCAGAACUAAUUUUUCCGGUGAAAGACUUUCCAGGAAUCAAGAUUGCAGAGGAGCCAGAAUGGAAAAAUAGCAUUCAGGGCUCAACAGGAGUUGUGAAUUUGGCUGGAUUGCCCAUAAGUACCAGAUGGUCUUCCGAGAUAAAGAAAGAAAUCAAGCAGAGCAGGAUUAGAGUGACCUCAAAAGUUGCAGAAUUGAUAAACAGUGCACCAGAUGAUAUUCGACCAAAAGUUUUUGUUAGUGCAACAGCUGUUGGUUACUAUGGAACCAGUGAGACACAAGUCUUUGAUGAACAAAGUCCAUCAGGAAAUGAUUAUUUGGCUGAGGUUUGCAGAGAAUGGGAAUCAACGGCCCUAAGGGUAAAUGGAGAUGUUAGAGUGGCUCUAAUUCGUAUUGGGGUUGUUCUUGGUAAAGAAGGUGGAGCAUUAGCUAAAAUGAUACCUCUCUUCAAGAUGUUUGCUGGUGGACCUCUAGGCUCAGGAAAUCAGUGGUUCUCCUGGAUUCAUCUGGACGAUAUUGUCGAUUUAAUAUAUGAAGCACUACGGAAUCCAUCAUACAAAGGAGUUAUCAAUGGAACAGCACCAAAUCCUGUGCGAUUCGCAGAGUUGUGUGUCCAGCUGGGACAUGUCAUGGGUCGUCCCUCGUGGCUGCCUGUACCUGACAUUGCGCUCAAGGCUGUCCUUGGAGAAGGUGCUGCUGUGGUUUUAGAAGGGCAGAAAGUGCUUCCUACUCAAGCAAAGAAGUUGGGUUUCGCAUUCAAAUAUUCUUACGUGAAGGAUGCCCUUAAAGCAAUUCUUUCUUGAAAGCAAUAUUAGGUACUAGCACACUGCAACCGGCACAUUCUUUAUUCUUUGGAUUAAUACACUGCCCCGUCCCAGACAUUAGUGGCAUCCCAUAUUGAGAUUUUUGAAAGUUGUGGUUGAGUUGUAGUUAAUUAUCAUAAUGUAAUUAGUAAACACAUGAUACCACGGCUGUUUUAGAACUGCCACGAAAUCGAUCAUACUACCAUCUUCCAUAUCUUCCUCUGCGUAGCUAAAUAAUACUUUGUUAUAGAGCUAGCUUUUGUGAUUGAUGCCGGCCGAACUCAAUUUGAAAUUGUGCCAUUUACCA